Messenger RNA from Hirundo rustica (Barn swallow), 2006 nucleotides. RefSeq names its product SERTA domain containing 4 (gene SERTAD4). The transcript is spliced from 4 exons. The record is from RefSeq and is a predicted model, not a curated record. Lineage: Eukaryota; Metazoa; Chordata; Aves; Passeriformes; Hirundinidae. The coding region runs from base 478 to 1521 and encodes 347 amino acids. Gene Ontology annotation, cellular component: nucleus.
CCUCCCCUCCCGCCCGCUGGCGCGGCAGGAGGCAGCUCGCAGCCCGGCGCUGGCCCCGGAGUCCCCGCUCCUGCUUAAUAUUCCGCCCGCUCCGCCGAUGUUGUGCUUGGCUCCGGUGGGACCGCAACUCACGGCGUGAAACCGGAGCCAAUUUUCUGUCUUAGUCUCGCAGUGUUUUGACUGGAGGCAGAUCCAGUUCAGUCCGAUCGGGGCUAGUGGAAACAACUACCUAAGUCUUCGCCUGUCUGUGUCGUUUGGGAGGGAAGAAAGAAGAAAGGAACGCGAUCCCGGACUGCUGGGCGCGCUCUCUCUCUCUCUCUCACACACACACACACACACACUGACACGCACCGCAGACACACGCACCCAGACAGGCAGACUCGCACCCCGCCGGUGCCGAGCGCGCCGUGCCACCGCCGCCGGGAGGAAAUGGGAAGCCAGUGAGCGAGCGGAUCCGUGCCGGUGCCGGCGCCCGCGAUGACCCUGGUGCUGCCCAUGCAGCGGCUGGGCCGCCCCAUCGCCGCCGAGGGAGCCGCCGACCUCGCCGCCUACCGCGCCCUCUGGGAGCCGCCCUGCUGCGGCCGCCCCGGCCCCGCCGCCCCGCCGGCCCCGGCCCCGACCCCGCCGGCCCCCGGGCCCCCCGCCGCAGGAUCACAUUACAGGGGAAUUUCAAAUCCUGUAACGACAUCCAAGAUCACAUACUUUAAAAGGAAAUAUGUGGAAGAAGAGGAUUUUCAUCCGCCGCUCGGCAGCUGUACGCAUAAAACAAUCUCCGUGUUUGAGGAGCGGGCCCACAUUCUUUACAUGUCUUUGGAAAAGCUGAAAUUCAUUGAUGAUCCUGAAGUCUACCUGCGGAGAUCCGUCCUCAUCAACAAUCUCAUGAAGAGGAUCCACGGAGAGAUCCUCAUGCAGAACAACUGGUGCUUCUCCACCUGCUCAUUCGGUGGCGCCUCUUCACAAGAGUGGUUUGUGCCCCAGGACUGUCCAUACAGAAAACGCCUUCGGAUGGCAAAGGAGGAGUAUGAGAGGCUCCACAUGUGCUGCUUCUAUCAAGAAUGUGGCAGUCACUAUUUAAAUCUACCCUACUCUGUUAAUGCUAGUACAGAAAGUAAUUCCUCUUCCUCCUCCUCCUCCUCUUCUUCCUCCUCCCCUCCCAUUUCUUUGCCAAGCUGUUCCCAGCAGGUGGAUUAUGAAGUUGGCAGUGCACCUUCCUACAGAAGCGAUGACCAGAUACCUGCUAAUGAAAUAUUCGUCACUAAUGGCAGGUCUCACAGUAAUCAGGAAAAGGCAAAAUUUAAUGAUGAGAAAGGAGGUAAUGAACCUGAGAGAGAGAGCAUCACCCUAAACUGUGAACCUGUAAGAGGCACCCAUGCUCUUGAAUGUAAAGGCAAAUUUUAUGACUAUUUUGAGACUGGAUGUAAUGACAAGAGCAACGUAAGUGAAUCCUGGAAAAAAUCCUUAAGGAAAAAGGAAUCUUUACCAAGUAAUAAAAUCUGCUGCAACAAAGGAAGUAAAAUAUGAGGCAUCUUUCUUGCUCUAUUGAAGCAUGCACAGCAUGUUCCUUCUCUAUCAGAUUUUUAUUUUGAACGGAUUUUUUAUAGUUUUCUACGAAUGGUACAAUCAUGCCACAAACAUGACGUGUAGAGCGGAGAGCAGAUUGCGUAAAGUGUCUCUGCCAUCGGCGGCUAUUUAUAAAUGAGGAGACUUCAGAAAGAACACAUUGCAUUACUGCUGAGCACCGUAGUCUGUGCAGCUAUGGUGGAGCUUUCAUUGCUGAAAAUGCCAAUCAGCCAGAUGGGGAAAACAUAUCGUUUUACAUAUCCCCGCCCCCAAGAAGUCUGCCAUUAAUUAAGAAGAACCUCCAUUAUGUUUACCAAGGAAUUAGAAGUCUGGUAAACAAAUUGAUGCUACCAGCAAGGAUGAUAUGCUCCUUGUAACUCAGUAUUCGUUCUGACAAAGGACCAUCUUCAUGGAUUGGGAAUAAACCAUCCUUACGUUUUGUAGUG